AGACUCUUGAUCUGGUUGGAUCAUCAUAUGAGAGGUGUGUGUAGUGAGGCAGGAUGCGUCGGCCAGCCACCCUGGUCAUCACUCAGUCACUGGUCAGGUUCUUGGUGCUCUUCAUGCUAAAGGGCAACAUAGAUCAGGAUAACUAUGACGACUCUGCUCACCUCCUGCCUCAGUACGACUUCAUUGUUGUGGGGUCAGGGUCAGCCGGGAGUGCCGUGGCGUCCAGGCUGGCUGAGGUGAGGGAGUGGAAGGUGCUGGUGCUGGAGUCAGGGGGGCCGCCGCCCCCCGAGUCUCAGAUCCCUGGGAUGAAUGCGUUCCUGAUGCAGAGUGAGUCAGACUGGAACUACUUCACAGUGCCCCAGAAACACGGCCUCUUCAACUACAACAACAAUGCGUGUGCCUUUCCACUGGGUCGUGUGGUGGGUGGGUCGUCAACCAUCAACUGGAUGAUGUACGUGAGAGGCAACAGUCGUGACUACGACCACUGGCAAGCGCUGGGCAACCCUGGCUGGGACUACCACACUGUCCUACGCUACUUCAAGAAGGCGGAGCAUUACAGAGGAACACGUAACAAGAACACAGCCGAGUACCACGGUCGAGGGGGGCCGCUGUCAGUGGAUGACAAGCGGUGGGGAGCGCCGCUCCUCGCUGGCUACCUCAAGGCUGGACAAGAACUAGGCUACAGUGUCAUUGACGCCAACGGGCCAGAACAGAUAGGAUUCUCUGUAGCUGACAUGACACAAGUUGAUGGAGGCAGGUCUUCAGUGGCGCAGUCUUACCUCCGUCCUGCACUCGACCGAGGCAACCUACAUAUUGUCUCCAGAGCCCACGUCACACAGGUUCUCUUUGAUGACGAUAAGCGAGCAGUUGGCGUCACAUUUGAACACCUGGGAAAGGUUCGCAAAGUGUUGGCACGGCGAGAAGUGAUAGUGUCAGCAGGAGCUAUUGGUUCCCCUCACCUGCUGAUGGUGUCAGGUAUCGGCCCGGCUCAGCACCUCACUCAGCAUGGGAUACCAGUGGUGGCUGACCUGCCUGGAGUGGGCAGCAACCUGCAGGAUCAUCCCUCCAUCUUUGGCCUCACAUGGACAGUUAAGCCAGGAUCUGGUGUCAGUCUCUUCAAUCUAGUCAAUCCUGUGCACAUCAGAAACUACCUCAACAACAGACAAGGUCCUUUAACAAGUCCAAUGGGUGUAGAGGGCAAUGCCUGGAGCCUGGCUGAGGUGGGUGACCCCUAUUGGCCUGACCUUCAGUACCUCUUCAUGUCCGGCACUCCGGCUCUUGAUGAUGGUCUCUUCAUCACUGACAUCAUCGGCUUCAGGAGAGAUUUCUUCCAUAGAUAUUUUGGCCCAAUUAAAGGUCAGCAGGGGUUCAACAUUGGGCCCAUGCUGACUCGACCAAAGAGCCGGGGAACAGUACGGCUGAGGUCAAGAAACCCUCGUGACCCUCCACUCAUUGACCCUAACUUCUUGAGCCAUCCUGAUGAUGUCACCACCUUCAUACGGGGUAUAAAAUUUUCUCUGGCAAUUGGCAACACGUCAGCUCUGAAGAUUGAUCACGAAGCCAAAUUUUACGAUAAGGUUUUGCCUGGAUGUGAGAAGGAAGUAUAUGGAUCUGAUAGUUACUGGGCUUGCUUCACUCGACACAUGGCCCAGACAACAUUCCACCCAGCUGGUACCUGCAAGAUGGCUCCACCUUCUGACCCUUACGGGGUUGUUGAUCAUACACUCAAAUUACGAGGAGUAUCAGGAGUACGUGUAGUGGAUGCUUCCAUCAUGCCGCAAAUAGUGUCUGGCAACCUCAACGCACCUGCCAUUAUGAUUGGUGAGAGAGCUGCUGAUCUUAUUAAGCAAGAUUGGGGGAUCUCCAUUUAAUUCUUAAAAAAAAGUACAGUCCUUAGAAUAUACCUGGAAUAUCCCUGGAGGGUGUUCCGGGGUCAACGCCCCUAUGGUCCGGACCAUGGCCGGGAUAUAACAGAAAUGAGUUAUUGCUUAAAAAUGAAACUGACCAUGGUAGGUUAUGUUAAGUGUAUACCAAUAACUGGAAAAUAUGACAUAAACACUCGGUAUGUGUGUGAAAAUAAAUAAUAGUAUCAAUGUGUACACAUGUGGAUGUGAAUGGUUUGAAAAACCGACAAGUUGA
Messenger RNA from Cherax quadricarinatus, 2139 nucleotides. Its product is annotated as glucose dehydrogenase [FAD, quinone]-like. Gene Ontology annotation, molecular function: oxidoreductase activity, acting on CH-OH group of donors; flavin adenine dinucleotide binding. NCBI's taxonomy places the organism in Eukaryota, Metazoa, Arthropoda, Malacostraca, Decapoda, Parastacidae. The record is from RefSeq and is a predicted model, not a curated record.